UGUUCUUCUUGCCCUAUAAAAUGCUUGAGUUGCUUAUGCAUAUUCCCGAAGCAAACUCUAAUCUAAUGCUUUUUCUUCUUAAUAAAUAUAGUACACUAUCCAAGUUAGCAAUUGGUUUUCACCUUUAUCUCUUUUUUCCUCUUCGAGUUUGUUUUUCCCCAUGUUGAAAGAGUGGUUUUCUGGGCUAAUAGACAUGUCGUUUAAGUGUAAAGUGGUGGUUUCUCUGUGGUUUUUUGCCAUGUUUGGUGCUUCUGGAAAUGGGGUUUUGAUUAGAGCCUUGAGGAAAGGUCUCUAUGCUUCAUUCACCUGCACUUUUGCAUUAGGUGGGGCAAUAGUUGGAACAAUUGUGGGAGCCAUGAAAGGCCAAACAACUGAAACUGGGUUCCUUCAUGGGGCUGGAAUAGGUGCAGUGGCAGGUGCCAUUACAGCUAUGCAGUUACUAGAAUCAGCAGCUGAUGGAGAGUCAUUGUCCAAGCUUGCUCUCUUAACUAGCUUAAUGAAUGGCAAGGUUUUCACGGAAUGGGUAAGUCCAGCAAUGCUCAAAGCCUAUCAGUGGCAAAUUAGCACAUUGGAAACUACUUACAGAGAGAUUUCUGAUGUAUAUGAUGUCAAUGGAGUUAAAGGGCUUUCCAGAGAUUCAAUUCUAAAGCUUCCUGAAUUUACAGUUGAUUCUAAAAUCAUGGUCCAAAUUUGCCAUGAGCUUUGCUGUUCAAUUUGCUUACAGGAUUUCUUGGAGGGUGAUUCUGCAAGAAAGCUUCCUAAUUGUGGACACUGUUUUCAUUUGGAAUGCAUAGAUAAAUGGGUAACUAGAAAUGGCACUUGCCCUGUGUGUAGAGAAAGUGUUUGUAAAGAAACAUAUUUGUAGU
This is a messenger RNA of Pistacia vera, 866 nucleotides long. RefSeq names its product NEP1-interacting protein-like 1. Bases 161 to 865 code for a protein of 234 amino acids. Lineage: Eukaryota; Viridiplantae; Streptophyta; Magnoliopsida; Sapindales; Anacardiaceae. The record is from RefSeq and is a predicted model, not a curated record. The transcript is spliced from 5 exons.